Molecule: messenger RNA, 2487 nt
Organism: Alternaria metachromatica
Lineage: Eukaryota; Fungi; Ascomycota; Dothideomycetes; Pleosporales; Pleosporaceae
Exons: 2
Coding region: 1-2487 (828 amino acids)
Source: RefSeq, a predicted model, not a curated record
AUGUCCGUACCCGUCGCAGACCCAACCCAGCCACCCAUGGUUCACCAAGCGCAGAAGCGCCCAAGAUCAGAAGACGAAGAGCAAGAAGCGCAAGCAAAGCGCGCCCGCAACGACUCCAUCACAACAUCCCAAGAGCAGCGCUACAACGACAACAAGCCCGCCAUCGAAGCCUGGUGCAAAGCGCAACAAACCCAUCCCAAAGCACGUUGGUACGAGAAGCUUCACGCUUGGGAAACAAAUGGCUGUCGCGACGUACGACGCAAGUCGCCCGCAACAACAUCGCCGCCUCCUCCCUUGCCCAUCACACAAACCCCCGGAAUGGAUUCGCCAGCCGAGAUUCUCACCACCCGCCAAAAAUGGGGCGACACAAAACCUGACCGACGCACGCAUCCACUCGACAAAGCCGCCGUCCCUGAAUACCCCACCGAAGACUCACUCGCAGCUUGUACAAAGAGGUCUGAUGGACUUUACAAGUGCCUACAUCCUGAGGGAAGUCACCAUAAGUGCUGCCGCGAGGGUCUUACAGAGAAGAACAAGAAACAUGCUAUUGGCAAGCAGAUCCGGGCGUGGAAGACGCGGGUUGAGGAGAUGGUGCUCAAGGGGGAGCUGCAUGUUGCGCAUAAGACGUGGGGGGAUUGGAAUAAGAAGAGUAAGGAGAGUUAUGGGGGGGAGGUGGGGAGGUGGGAUGGGCUGUUGAAGGGUGUACAAGGAAGGGGUAAAGGGGGGCAAGGACUUGGGACGCCAUCUCCUCGUCCUGCAGCGGCACCUGCUUCUCGUUCCGCAGUGGCGCCUGCUCAUCAGACUCCUAUUGAGGCCACACGUCAAGCAGUUCCGCAGGGAUUUGCGCCACAGCCAUUCGUCCCAUCUGCGUCACCGACUCAGCAGAUGUCCCCGUUGCAACAGACUACACCUGCACACGCGACAUCGCGGCAGUUCCAGCAUCAGUCUCCACCGCAGCGGCCAUUUCAACAUCCAGUCAACACGGGCAGCAUAGCGAGUUCACCUGCUCAUCUUGUGUCUUACCCGCAAUCUCAAGCGCAGCAUACCUUCCUCAACUCGCCAACACAAUCUCUCACUCCCUUGGCCAUAUCAACAAGUCCCGCCCCAGCAGCAAAGCGUCAAGCCGGCGAACCUGCAUUUGGCUACAAUGGAUUGCCGCCAAAUGGAUCACAUCGACAGCAGGAAAUUGCUAGCUUCUCUCCUCAGCGCAGGUCGCAGGAAGGUGCUGUGAUUGCGUCUGGAGCAGUGCCUGUGGUGACUCCAUAUGUGCCGCAACCUUCGCCGCCACUGGGUCAGGCACUAUCGCCAGUCGCAUCGAACCAUCCUAGCAAUGGAUACAGGCUGUCUCAGUCUAUGAGUCGAGGGCAAGAGCAGCGCCGACCGCAACAGCAAUCUCCAAAGCAGGCUCGAAUCGCGAGCCAACAGCAAGCUGAUGUCCAACUGCCAUCAUCAGGCGCACCGACAAACCAUGCGGCCAAACCACAUCCAGCGUCGACCCAGAUGGCUAAAAGCCCAAGCACAGCGCCAAAGCGCACUUCCGCGUCCUUGACCACACAAAACAUGUCCUCCACCACCCACACACUCUCGCCGGACAAGUCGUCCACGCUUGCAGCUUCAUCUCCUGCGAAGGCAGAGCCUGCUGUCGACUACCGACCGACAGCGAUGCGCAUGCUGCAACAGCAGAUCAGAGACCAGGCGCCUAUUGUGCUUGGUGGGCUGAAGAUCACCAGGGAUGAUGUGAACACGAACAUGAGUGGCUGUGUGGGAAGACUGGCGACAGCAUUGCGGGUGGAAGCUGAGGAAGCUGCAAAGAAAAAGGCCGAGGCAGCUGCACGGAUGGAGGUAGAAGAAGCUGCGCGGAAGGAGGUAGAAGAAGCUGCGCAGAAGAAAGCUGAAGAGACUGCGCGUGCCAACUCGAAAGACGCUUCUCAAGGCCAAGCUGGAACUACAGACGAGAUUACGGCUCUCACGGUCUCAAACGACAACGAAGGUCACGAACUAGACUACCUCUUCUCCUCCACCCCCAUCCCCGCCUCUCACAGCCACCCCAUCGACUUCGGCAACCCAAACGACUACCUCUUCUCGUCCAGCCCCGACAGUCCCGACAAUAACGAAUGGCGCCCAGACUUCAUGCCCGACCUAACACCCAACUUUGGCAAGAUGGACCUUAUCGGGAUGACGCAACGCGCCUUUGAAGAAGAACCCUCACCCUCACCCUCACAGCCAGAAGAGCAACCUGAGCCUGAACCAGAAGAAGACACACCAGCCGACCUGAGCUACCCCGAAGCGUGGUUCAUAGAAGACGUCGAGGAUUUUGUGACGCAGGGUCCGCUUCCUGAGUGGAUGCUACGGCCUACGACGGACUUCACUUUGGAGAAGAUGCAGGUAGAGGGGUUUGAUGGGGACUUGGGGAUGCCGGGGGAUCCGGAGGAGUGGUUGCAGGCGACUAGGGCCUGGCAGAAAGAGAAGAAGGCGGGUGCGCGUUGA